Daucus carota subsp. sativus is the source of this 1213-nucleotide messenger RNA. RefSeq names its product probable BOI-related E3 ubiquitin-protein ligase 3. The coding region runs from base 152 to 1141 and encodes 329 amino acids. NCBI's taxonomy places the organism in Eukaryota, Viridiplantae, Streptophyta, Magnoliopsida, Apiales, Apiaceae. The transcript has 4 exons. The record is from RefSeq and is a predicted model, not a curated record. Gene Ontology annotation, molecular function: ubiquitin-protein transferase activity.
ACCCGGAUUACAAACAGUGAGAACCAUAUAAAAAAACAAAAUACUAGUCUCUCUCUCCCUCUCUCUCGCCUCUCUCGAUCAUUUCUCCCCCAAUUCUACACAAACCAAACCCCUCUUUCAUCCCGUACCUAUACCCCGCAUCUGUAUCCCCAUGGCUAUUCCUCCGCACCACUUCCAAGCUCAACAACAACAAUCCAACACUUUCAGAGACGUGUACAACAUCAACGGACAGAUUUCGCCGCCGGUCACCUUCUUCAACGGCCAGGAUCACUCUCAUCACCCCCCUUACAUCCCUCCCUUUCAUGUAAUAGGGUUAGCACCCGGGCCGGUACCAACGCCAGAUGUGAGCAAUGAUUUGCAGUGGAAUUACGGGUUCGAGCCCGAGAAAAAGAGGCCUAAAGAGCAGGAUUUCUUGGAGAAUAAUAAUUCACAGAUUUCUUCGAUUGAUUUCUUGCAACCUCGAUCGGUGUCUACUGGGCUGGGUUUGUCUCUCGAUAAUGGACGGGUGAACUCGUCGGGGGAUUCCCCGUUGUUGGCGCUUAUCGGUGAUGAUGUGGAGCUUCAGUUGCAGAGAUAUGAUGCUGAGAUGGAUAAAUAUAUUAAGCUACAAGGUGACCGACUAAGGCAUUCGGUGCUAGAGAAGGUGCAUGCGAACCAACUCCAGGCAAUCUCAUACAUUGAAGAGAAGUUUCUUCAAAAAUUUCGUGAGAAAGAUGCAGAGGUAGAGAACAUUAACAAGAAGAAUGCUGAGCUUGAAUCGCACAUUGAACAGUUGGCCAUGGAGGCCAAUGCUUGGCAGCAAAGGGCCAAGUACAAUGAAAGCAUGAUCAAUACCCUUAGCUUUAACCUUCAACAAGUCUAUGCAAAAAGUAGAGACAGCAAAGAAGGUUGUGGUGACAGUGAGGUUGACGACACAGCGUCUUGCUGUAAUGGUCGUCCUGCACUUAACUUCCAUCUACUUGGCAAGGAUACCAAUGAAAUGAAGGCGUUAAUGACAUGUAAAGUGUGUAGAGUUAAUGAAGUGAGUAUGCUUUUGCUACCUUGCAAGCAUCUGUGUGUCUGUAAAGAAUGUGAAAGUAGGCUUAGUCAUUGUCCCUUGUGCCAGUCUUCCAAGUACAUUGGCAUGGAAAUAUAUAUGUAAUGAUACAGGAUUAUCUGUUUGUGAAUUGUUGUGAUUUCUUAUAAUUAAUCUAAUUGUUGUGAAUUCUUAUAA